AGCAUAAGUCAUAGACGGGCUUAUUAUCAGCAACAUCCAACCCCAUAUUACGUUGCUCUUUUCCUUAGCUGUAACCGAUCUUGUCAUCUACAACGUCUGUGCUUUAUCAGAUCUUAAUAACUUCUUCAGCUAUGUUUAAUAUAUAUGGUAAUGUCCAGUUUGUACCUGGAAAGUAUGACGCUUGGCAAAAUGCCUACGACAAGCUCGCCACGUACGUCGCCGACGCGGAGAGGAACUCGACCUUGACAUAUUACUUUGGCGUCCCCGUCGAGUUUGAAGGAAACCAUUCUGCAACGCCCCACAUGCUUGCAUUUGAGGUUUACAAUACCCGCGAGGAUUUAUACGAUACACAUCUCAAAUCCCCAGCCAUGGGGGAAUUCCUCGUCACCGUGCCUGAUUCCAUGUCCACCGGCCUGGACCUCACGCAUUACACAGAGACGUCAGGUUUCCUAGAUAAGUCGACGAAUUGCCGUGAAUGCAAAAUUAUCUACGACACGCAGAUCGUGUGCAACAGCGCUCAGGACCGCGACACCAUUUUGGCAAAGCUAGCCGCGGUGGCGAAACAUGCAGAAGAGAAAGAGGAGGAUACGUACACAUUUUUAGUGCAGAAGAGUUUGGAUAAUGAGACGCACGUGAGGAUUUUUGAGAGGUACGCGAGCUGGGCGGCUAUGGAGUCGCAUCAGAAGUCGUCGGUGUUGGUUAAUUUUUGGUUGGGCUCGAAGGGGGAGAUUAAAAGUAUGGAAGGCAGGCCAUAUGUGCCGAAUAACAAGGGGUGGCUGCACCAUAGGGUUUAGAGGUUGAUAUGGUAUGUAGAUUCUGAAACGGCAAGCACGUACGCUGUUCAGACUUUGUUUGUUCACCAGAUCAUGUUGUAGUGUGACCUUAUGAGCCCACAAUAUUAAAAAUUACCUGCA
Messenger RNA from Pseudogymnoascus verrucosus, 914 nucleotides. RefSeq lists its product as uncharacterized. The record is from RefSeq and is a predicted model, not a curated record. Bases 132 to 794 code for a protein of 220 amino acids. Lineage: Eukaryota; Fungi; Ascomycota; Leotiomycetes; Thelebolales; Thelebolaceae. The transcript is spliced from 3 exons.